Cylindrotheca closterium is the source of this 621-nucleotide messenger RNA. NCBI's taxonomy places the organism in Eukaryota, Bacillariophyta, Bacillariophyceae, Bacillariales, Bacillariaceae. The record is from the annotation of a GenBank genome assembly.
AUGCAUACCAUCAUCAAGAAAAUGAAGGAGUUAAAGCAGCUCAGAGCUGAAGAAGAAUCAUCAUCGUCAUCCUGCACCGAUACGGAUGACUGCUCGAGUGUCGAGAACAACACUUCGUCCAACCAGUGCCAUACAAAAAUCGAUCUCAAAUCAAGACGAAAGCAAAUCCAUUCGAAACGGUUCCGACGCCGUCGGGCAUCUGAUAAUAAUAAUCAUGCAGCAGGAGCAGCAUCCGACGCCAAAGUGGUGCAAGCCUUGAGACAUGAAAUUGCCACGCUAAAGUGCAAACAGGAUCAAAUGGAAAGCUAUCGAAUCAAUUUGGAACGGGAUCAUCGCUGUCGUCAAAGGCAGCUUGUGGCUAUGGAAUUUUCAAAACAAAUGACCGAGAUGAAGAGCCGCGAGUUGGAACAAGAAGUUCGGGACGUUGUGGAGGAUCAACUUCGAUUUGACAAUCAGAUUCGUUACCAUCAGGAUGUCGUCACCAAACCCAAGAUGGAACAAUACUAUACUGCUGAAAUUGGAUUGCUCGAGAUCGAGAACAGAAUCUUACAGCAAAAGUUGGAACGAUGUCAACACAAACGACAUCUCUCCAUGCUCGCUGAUCUACCACCACAGAUGUGA